GCAUUCCGGCCGCUCAACCCAAUCUCGCUCCGCACGUUGGCAACUCAAUGAGCAGAACACCAGCCAAGAGUGUUUCAUUGCGACCCGCGAGAGCCCCUCCGCCCUGCCAGCCAAGAUGCAAAGGUCACCCUUGCGGGUCAAGCCUGACUGAGAAGUAACGUCGGUCAACCAAGAUACAGAUGCAGGCGUUCUCAAGAGGAAGUAUGGAUGUGGCUGAGCGGUCGGAAAUUCCAUGUAGAGACGGUGUCAGGUGCCCCUCAACGACCCCUCACUGCCCCUCACUGCCUGUUUUUGCUCCCGAGACAGCCAGUCGCAGCAAAUUGGGGACGAUUGGAACCUCAUCGUUGGCGCUGAUGACGCCCAAAGGAGAUCUUUGCUUGGGUGAAUGGGAGGCCGCCAACCCUGCCGUGGUUGCAGCCUGGCCGAGGUCUACGUGCCAUCAUGAUCCGCUGUCCCUUCUCCUGUUCUCCUGCGGCAUCUCCACAGCAAGUGGUACAGAUCGAGGAUUGCGCUUCUCAUCAUGUCGUCGCUGAGAAACCGACACGCGGUCAUGACCUCAGUUCUCGAGCCAGUUGUUCGAAAUUUGCGAGCAGCAGUCGUCUAAGGUACGCUUCCCAUGGCCCGCCCACUUCGCGUCCGGCGAACCAAACCUGUCAGCAGACC
Parathielavia appendiculata is the source of this 663-nucleotide messenger RNA. RefSeq lists its product as uncharacterized. The record is from RefSeq and is a predicted model, not a curated record. Lineage: Eukaryota; Fungi; Ascomycota; Sordariomycetes; Sordariales; Chaetomiaceae. The transcript has a single exon. Bases 180 to 533 code for a protein of 117 amino acids.